Dichomitus squalens LYAD-421 SS1 is the source of this 792-nucleotide messenger RNA. RefSeq lists its product as uncharacterized. The transcript is spliced from 9 exons. Lineage: Eukaryota; Fungi; Basidiomycota; Agaricomycetes; Polyporales; Polyporaceae. The coding region runs from base 1 to 792 and encodes 263 amino acids. The record is from RefSeq and is a predicted model, not a curated record.
AUGGCCGACAACUCAGAUGUUCAGGUGGCAACUGAGGUAUUCUUCGGCAAUUGCUGGACAUCAGCCACCACUGCGCUACUGGCUUACGACUUCGUCCUCACGUUCCCCAGCGAGGUGACGCUCUUCUGGAAGGGAGGCCACCUUUCCGGAGCAACCCUUCUGUGUCUGCUAAAUAGAUACAUCACUCUCGCGUCGCAAGUCAUUAAUAAUGUCUCGCUCCCAUCUGCAUUCUCCGUAUACAUUGCUGCGGCUGUGUUGCAGGCGUUGCAGUAUCUCCCAUGGGCUGCAUUCUCAGCACUCAGAGCAUAUGCUCUUUGUCCUGACCCGUAUCGAUGGGUCAUUUCCGCAGGUAUUUUCGCUCUGUCUUCGGUGCCCAUUGUCACCGAUUUGUGGGUAAACCUGCACGGAUUGUCAGUUGUGAACGAUCCGGUCCUGGGCAUCAUAGCCAUCACUCCGGUAUCAGCGAGCACGAUCACGAAAGCGCUGCUCGUGUUGAGCAUUCUCCAAAUGACGUUCACCCUGACGGGGAUUGGGAAUAAAGUGGAUUCACCAACGAGCGUGAUUGCACUUCUGGAGGAACCCUUGACCUCCAUCCUCAUAUCGAGGUUCCUCAUCGACCUGCAGAAGGCCCAGUGCAAGCUGGCGGGCUCUUCUCGGUCAGUCUCACUCGGGGAAGUUGCAUUCCAAUCGCAGACCUCGGGGAGCACCGGUUGCUUCGUUGGAUCCUUGGGAGCCCAGCUCUCCUGUCAUGAAGUCGACGAAGAAGAGGACGAGAUGGAACAUAGGCUGUAG